Messenger RNA from Prunus armeniaca (apricot), 246 nucleotides. The record is from the annotation of a GenBank genome assembly. Lineage: Eukaryota; Viridiplantae; Streptophyta; Magnoliopsida; Rosales; Rosaceae.
AUGUCGAUUGAAGCUUUGGCAAUGGCAGGCAUGGAUUAUGCAGAAUCUCGCAUUGAGCUUGAAGAGUUGGAGUAUUGCGGCUGGGAACAGCCGCCGCCAUAUCUGGUAGCCGAGCAAACUUUGGGCAUUGAGAUUGUGGCCAACCAAGAACAGAUGAAGGAAAGGAUGCGCAAAUGGGCAAAGGAGGUUGCUUCCAUGAAUGAGACUCUAAUAUUUCCCCCCAAAUCAACAAGUGUGUUCAGAUAA